This is a messenger RNA of Aegilops tauschii subsp. strangulata, 1912 nucleotides long. Lineage: Eukaryota; Viridiplantae; Streptophyta; Magnoliopsida; Poales; Poaceae. The record is from RefSeq and is a predicted model, not a curated record.
UCAUUUUUUUUUUCAAAUGUUCUUAAGGUACUACUCACCAAUCACCAAUAGUUUUUCAAUUCUGAAAAGAGAGUUUUAGGAGAAGAAAAAGGAGAUGAUGGCGGGAAAUCCAAGUCUCGGUUGGUCGGGUUGGUCCGGAGAUGCACGCACGCAUGCACGCAGCCCUGACAGCGGCACAGAGUUCAGUCCAGCGCAGCGCAGGACACCGGCAAAACCAACCUUUCGCUUCACUUCGCGGCAACGGGGACGCCGCACCCAACCGGUCGAUCGACCCGGCUCACCCGCGGCCACGCUCCACACGCCGGCGCCGAUCCGCGUCCGUCCACCCGCCGUCCCCGCGCUCGUGGACUCCAUCGGACGCACCAAAUCGCACUCGCUCCAACAGCCACCCCUCACCUCUCCCACCCGCCAAAAAAACAUCCUCCCUCUUUAACCCUCUCAUAUAGCCCCUGCCACAAGCGAACCAGGCACCACCACCAGUCCACCACCUCCACACCCCUCCCCCCCAAAGUUUUAGAUAGCGCGCUAUAGCGGCGCUACACGCAUCCUGACUGUGGUGCGCUACGCGAAGCUCGAUUUCACGUACGAAGAGUUAGCGUGCUAAUAGCGCGCUAGAUGUCACUUAGCGCUAAAAUUGGGCCUCUAGCGUUAGCGUCCCGCGUCUCUGACCUAAAAUUUUCGGUCCAAAAUGAAAUCGCUGCGCGGGCCAAAGCCCAAGCCUACCAAUAGUCGAAUACCCCCAACCCUCCUCUCGAGCCAAACCCUAUCCCCACUCCCGUCCUCAUCUCAAACAGGAACCAUGGCGGCGGCCGACCAACGACCAACCAUGGCGACGGCCUUGAGCUGCCACUCCGGCGACUGACCUUCCUCGCCACUCCCUCCCAGCGACGGGGUAUUCCACCAGGUGACGCAGCUCCCGGACGUUUCCUCUCGGCUGCUCCCUCCUGGCCACUUCCUCUGCUGACGGCGACGACCGCAUCCACAAGGCGACGGAGCACCCCACGGCGACGGUGUCCACCAGGCGACCAUGAGCCAGCAAAUCCCGUCAGCAGAUGUUGGUGGCUCAAGCACUGCCUCAGUAGCAGCACCUUCACUCCCUCAAAUUGUUGAUUCGGAUGACCCUGCGUGGAAGUAUUGCACUCUUCCAGAUGUGAACAAGAAGCAUUGGCAGCGAUGCAACUAUUGUGGCAAGAUAUGCACAGCUGGCAUUACAAGGAUAAAGUUUCACCUUUCACAAAUAACGAAUUGUGGUGUCUUACCAUGCAAGAAGGUUCCUAGUGAUGUCAGGCUGGAGAUGAUAGCUUUGCUUCUGAAGAGUGCUGAGCUGAAGGAAAAAAAGGUCGAGGGAUUGGAGGCGCUCAGAUCUAGUGUUGACUUAGAUCACUCCGAUGGAGAACAAGAAACUGAUGAAGAAGAUGGCAAUCAGGUUGUGAUUUUGAGGUCAAAACCAGGCACAAGCAGCUCAAUGGGUGGCCCUAUGGACAAAUUCUGCAAGCCUGGUAUAGAAGAAACUGUCAAGAGGAAGCAAAAAAGAAAUUGUGAAUCCGAAAAGGUUCAGUCGAAGGUGUCAACUCAGCAAAGACAACAGAGGAGGGAUAGAGCUUGUGGAUAUAUAUGUCAAUUUUUCUAUGAAGCUAGCAUCCCACAUAACAUUGUUACACUUCCUAGCUUUGCAUGUAUGCUUCAGGCCAUUGGAGAUGUUGGCACAGACUUCGAUGGGCCUACUGCAUAUGAGAUGAGUGGACCAUUCUUGCAGAAAAGGAAGAAGAAGGUGUUAGAUUCAUUCAAACCACAUAAGCAAGCAUGGGAGCACACAGGUUGUACCGUAAUGACAGAUGCAUGGACAGAUAAAAAGGGCAGGGGAGUAAUGAACCUAGUUGUGCAUAGUUCUCAAGGAGUCAUAUUUUCUUGA